Molecule: messenger RNA, 5868 nt
Organism: Exaiptasia diaphana
Lineage: Eukaryota; Metazoa; Cnidaria; Anthozoa; Actiniaria; Aiptasiidae
Product: disks large homolog 5
Exons: 22
Coding region: 92-5662 (1856 amino acids)
Biological process (GO): regulation of apoptotic process
Molecular function (GO): protein binding
Source: RefSeq, a predicted model, not a curated record
UUUGUCACAAGAGUUCAAUAUGGCGGACUUCGUUGACUUCGCAAAAAUACUCGCUAGAAUAUUACUAUCAAUUUGCCAACUCUAACACAAGAUGGAGCAGGAAUUUAGAAAGCUUUUGGAGUGCAAUCGUGGUAAAUUCAGUGCCGCUGUGGCCGCAGAGAGACUUCUSUCUCCGCUGUCGAUCAGUCAAGUUUUGACUGCUGAAGACUUACAAACUAUUCAAAAUGAACCACAGACGAAGCGCAUUGAUAAACUGCUUGAUACUUUACUCAAUCUUGAUUAUAAUUCCUUCAAGAAGUUCUGUGUUGUUCUUGAGACGACAUAUCCCUACAUGUUGAAUUGUAUGUUCUUGGGAAUCGAUCCACCAGCAUCAGCUAAAACCAGGCUUGAAAAGGACAAACAGAAAAAAGUUGUGGAAAAAGAUUUCGACGGCAAUUCAACUCGGUACAUACAAUGUGGGACAAGGCGUGUCAAUGUGGGACGCAGCACCAGUAUGACAGGUCAUGAAUUCUACCGWGAYAGAUACUCUUUACUGAAGAAUGAACUCAAAUCUGUCAAAUGGGACUUGGAACAAGUGAAAUCAGAAYUACAAAGGACUGAAAAAGAAAGAGACACAGCAUGUCACCAAUUGGCUGAACUUUCGGGUCAAAAAUGUGUUGAAGAUAUUGAAAACAACUCWUGYUGUGACAGCUUUGAUGAUAAGAGUGAUUACGAAAGAUUAAAGCACGARUAUGUUAAUGUACUAACAGAGCUGCAAAUCCUACGUCAGCAAAACUCUGAUAUCAAUGAAAAACACAGUAUUGCAAACCAAGAGGCUGAUUAUUUUCGYAGGCAACACAAAGCUGUCUUAAACAAGUGUGAUAUGCUUGUUAGAGAAGCUCAAGGUUUACACCGUAAACUAGAAGAGAGCAUUCGAGAACAGGAUAAAAUAAAGCAGGAUUAUGAGGAAAUCGUUCUCCUUAGGGAAAGAGAGAAGUUUGAAAUGAAAGACAGGCAUGUUGAGCUAUUGUCAUUAGACAGGCAUGGAUCUGGUGAUGAAGGCUUUGCUGUGGAAAAGUGUGAGAGUCUUCARAAAGAUUACUCUGAACUUCAAGAAACACAUAGGCAACUUCGAGCCGAGUACAACCACAUUUUCAAUCGUCUGCAGUCUCUAGAAGUAGAUUUCCAUACUGUAAAAGAACAAUUCAACUCUUUGAUCAAAGAGAGAGAUGAUUUGACUGCAGAAUUGGCAGAAACCAAGCAGAAAAAUGAGACAGUUUCUAAAAAUGUAGAUAAAAUUGCAAGAGAACAUGACAAUGCAGUAAAAAAUCUCAAACAGGUUCAGCAGGAAAGAGAUACAGCUUUAAAAGACUGUGACAAAAUCAUGAACUUACAGAUUAAAACUGCUAGAGAACUUGCAAAAGUCAAUGAAGAAAGAAAAGCAGUUGUUAAUGAGUACAAACUAGUUAUGAGUGAACGAGAUAGUGUUCAUAGAGAAACUGAGAAAAUUCAAGAUCGUUUACACUCCUUACAGGAAACCAACCAAUAUCUYAUUGAUGAAAAAGACAAGUUACACAACCACAAAAACACCUUACAAGAUGAAGUGAACUUGUUUUCUUCAGAGAAUGAUAAACUAUUAGGAGAAGUUUAUCUUYUGCAAACAAAAUGCAGUUCAUGGCAACAAGAAUACAAAACUAUGCUAUUAGCAAGAGACAAAGCAAUGGACGACACAGAAAUGUUGAAGCAAGAGAGAGAUGCUGCUAGRCGAGAGAGAAGCGAAGCUAUAAUACACAGGGAUAAGAUACUWAAAGAAUGCUUCAAAGUUAAGCAAAAGCAAGAUCUUGUAUUGAAGGGAGAGGCUAAAGAAAAUGAUGCUCUUCGGAAACAGUUCCAAAUUUUAUCCAAGGAACUCACWGCAGCWCUUCAYGAGGCUGAUGUAUCCAAGCAACGGUGUGAAUGGGCUUUAUUGGAGCGAGAUAAGGCCAUAAAUGAACAAAAGCGAUUAUGGAGUACCCAUAAGGCCUUGCAGGAUGAYUAUAACCAGGUKUUAAGUGACACUAAYGACAUGUUGAAUGAAUCUGAUCAAAUACGAUCACARCAUAAUGAGAAUGUGAUGGAAUUGAUUGAUUUGAAGCAUCGUAUACAAUCUACAUUGAGUGCCAAAGGUUCAGAGGUGGAGCUAUUAUCCAGUAGAGACUCAGCUAUUGACACUGAUUCAAUGGAAUGGGAGACAGAAUCUGUAGUAAUUGAGAAGACAAACAGUGAUCUUGGUAUUAUUAUCGGCGGUGGUAAGGACACUCCUCUUAUCCCAAAUGAUUCCUCUAUUGUGGUCACUGAUGUCACUAAAGGAAGUAUUGCAGAUGGAAAGCUAAGGGUUAAUGACUGUUUACUCAAAGUGAAUGAUCUUGACUUGACAAAUGUUGAAUACAAKACUGCAGUACAGGCUAUAUCCAAAAGCAGCGUCAUCAAUUUGACUGUCCGCAGACGUCGUUCUACAAGUGUGAAAUCAAUAAGUCACGCUGURCGCUUGACUCUCUCUGGUGGAAAUGAGCUUGGUAUUGAAGUUGACGAGUCUAAGUUCAUCAGGUUUAUAAACCCUGGUAGCGUUGCAGCACAACAUCCAAUGCUUUGUGUAGGAGACAGAAUCCUAACAAUAAAUGGAGUGUCAGUUGAAAAUCUAUCCCAAGAAGAAACAGAAAAGCUAUUGUCUACAAGCACAGUCAGUUUAGCAGUACAGAAACCUAAAUCAAUAACACAAACCAAUGCACUGCAAGCACUUCUGCAAGAAGUGAACAGUAAGAUCAGCAAUGAUGGUGAUGUCUACCAGCAUGCCUACUCGCACAGAAAGAAACUUCUUUCAAUGGAUACUUGUAAUGAAGUCUAUGAACAACAAUCUCAGAGACAAAAGGGACUUUACUCUGGAUGGAGUUCCCCAAGUGUUGAAGAACCUACUUCUUCACCUGAUUCUGUCACUGAAGCUUUACUAAAUUCAUCGCCAUCACUACAGCCCUUCUAUGAUGACAGAAGGGAGAAGACCACAGGGACGCAAACUGAUUCUAGUGAAGCAUCAAUAGAUGGAGAAAUCCAUGCUUCUGGUACUGAUAACCAGUCAUCUCAGGUUAAUCAAGAGUUUAGUAGACGUACAGCAAGAGAACACAGUCCACCCGUUACAACACACUCACCGCAAUCACAGUAUUCAUCACAAGAAAAGCCAUUACCGCCGCCACGCAGCUGUUCUUUUAUGACUGCAUUGAUGUCUAGUGCCCCAGAGCCUCAGACUGGAACAAGUCAGUAUCACUUCACAGAAGGAAGACAGUCUUCAACAACCAAGGGAGUAUAUUCUACAUUUGUAGACGAGUACCCUAAUGAACAGGGUUAUAAUAACCAACCAGUACGUGGUAUGAGACCACAGUCUGCACCGGCAGCGAGACAACAGCAUUUACCAUACACAAGUCAUUUGGACCCCUUGGCUCUCACAAUGCCCAAACAACACCCCUCUAGUGUACCAGCCUCUGUYGCAGUGCUUAAAUCUCGUACRACUGUUCCAUUCUACACAGCAACAAGUUAUGUAAUYCCACGCUACAACACUCCUCCUCCAGAAACUCAGCAAUGUCUCCCAGUUCAYUGCGCCAACACAGGAAGACUCRGYAGCACAACAGAAUCUAAUGUAUCCAUACAACAUGCAAGACAAGGYUCGUCACAUAGUGCUGAUGAGUUUGAACURCRGCACCAUCGACAACAAAGCUACGAUACCUACCACGGACCUAGAAAAUCAAGCAGGCUGACAAAUCGUAUGUCACUGGCAGGCUUCCAGUUUAGUUCUCAGCCAUGUUUUCCUUCAGGGAUUUCUGGYAGUUCUGUUGGCUCUGCAAGYUCAAUUUCUUCAGGWCAAGUGACUCCWYUGCGUACYCCAUCAACACCUAUUGUACCUGUUUUAGAGAAUGAGGUUUUGGCAUUCUCAUUUAGCAAUCAUGUCCCUAUGAGUGCAACCUCUGAUAACAGAGAUGCUGAGCCCCGUUUGGUACACAUUGAAAAGAAAGAUACUCUUGGAAUCUCAAUUGCUCCUGGAAACAAUGGAGGAAUUUAUGUUUGUUCAGUUAGCGCAGGAAGUGUGGCUGAAAAAGCUGGUCUUAAAUACGGUGACCAACUGUUAGAAUACAACGGUGUUAAUUUGAGAUGUGCCAAUUACGAUCAAGCUGCAAAAAUMCUCAAAGAAUCUGGAAACAGUGUUACUAUCUUGGCACAAUUUAAUCCCCAGCGGGCCCUAGAGGGGGAAUUUGAUAUUGGUAACUCUAGUAUUUCAGAGUCAAGCACAGCGUGUAGUACUCCAGUAAACCGAAGGAAAGUGAAGAGAGAUGAUAGCACAAUCACUCCACCAUUGCCUAAAGAUGAGAAGGUUGUACCGCUUAGUGACGUUGAAACUCUUGGUGACAUACGUAUUGUAUAUCUCAAUCAUACAUCUACCAGUCUUGGAUUUAAAAUCAUUGGAGGAAAUGCAACUGGAAUUUUUGUUGCUGAAGUUGAUCCUAYRAGUGAYGUUGCUCAAAUAUUGAACAUUGGAGACCAGAUUCUUGAGGUACAAAUGUUUAUUUAYAAUGGUCAUGACAUGCUKUCYUGUACUGCUGAACAAGCACUCCUUGAGUUCUGCAAACCAACCAGACCUGUUAAAGCUCUUGUUCAAUACAAYCCUUCMAUUUCAGAGUUCAAUUCMAUUAAAGACCAACCUGGUGAUUCAUUUUAUGUCAGAUGUCUUUACGAUCACCUGUCCCACUCCAAGGAGGAGCUAAGCUUUAAGAAGGGAGAUAUAUUAUACAUUACAGAUACUAUMUACCAAGGCUUUAUAGGUUACUGGAAAGCAUGUCUUGUUUGUCCAGAUGAUGCRCAACGAAGGGAUAAUGGCAUAGUCCCAAGCAGAAUGAAGGCUGAGCAAGAAAUCCUYCUUCAUMGAAGUCUAGCAGCUGUUCAUGGCGAUGACCACAGGCUGUCAGGAAGACGUAGUUUGUUCAGAAGGAGCAAGAAGAGCUCACACAGCCUCAUCAUCAGUCACUCAAGAGAAGGAAGUGAUUCAGCAACAAGCAUUACCUCUGCAACAGAGCUGGGCUUGGUUUCUUACCAAAUUGUGGAGAAACUUGAUUCUCAUAUUGCAAGGCCUGUAGUUAUCUUUGGUCCUUUUGCUGAAAUAAUUUGUGAAAAACUGGCUUCUGAUUUCCCCUAUAACUUUGUCUACUGUAAACCAGAACUGCUUAAUCUUUCACUUGAGAAGGCUGAUAAGUGUGUAGCAGAAGGAACCCUUGUGGAUUAUACUUGGGUAGGAGGGCAUUUAUCCUGUACAUUGUUGUCUUCAAUACAAACAAUAACAGAUAAGCAUCCACUCAUUGUAAUGAAUCCUGUAGCAAUUGAAAGAUUACAUGCCCUUCAGGUGUACCCCAUCGUACUGUUCAUCAAAUUCAAGUCUUACAAGUCUCUCAAAGAGAUAAAAGAUUCAAAGUAUUUCCAAGAGAGAAUAACAAGCAAAGAUGCAAAGGAAAUGUUUGAAUCAGCACAGAAAAUCGAGAAGGAAUAUAAAUCAAUAUUUAAUGGUGUCAUCCAUGGGCACUCGUUAACCAGUAUAUGUUCGGCUGUACAAGAAUGUACCACUGACCAACAGAAGAAAACAAUAUGGGUCCCUUUGACGUCUGUCUAGGUUGACCUUCUGUUGACUGAUUACUAAUGUUCUGUUGAGCAAGAGUUCAGAGAACAACCUACAGAAGAAAGCAAUAAAGGGUCCCUUUGACGUCUGUUUAGCUUGGCCUACAGUAGAUUGAUAUAGUUUUGUAUUAUAGUUAUUGUAAAUAACGUUUGCCAUAGUGCUUUCUUACAAACCUUUUAUAAACUAAGUACACUAGGGUG